Messenger RNA from Astyanax mexicanus (Mexican tetra), 1606 nucleotides. It is a transcript of the gene vps29, whose product is annotated as VPS29 retromer complex component. The record is from RefSeq and is a predicted model, not a curated record. Gene Ontology annotation, biological process: retrograde transport, endosome to Golgi; intracellular protein transport. Gene Ontology annotation, cellular component: retromer complex; endosome. The transcript is spliced from 4 exons. Bases 459 to 1232 code for a protein of 257 amino acids. NCBI's taxonomy places the organism in Eukaryota, Metazoa, Chordata, Actinopteri, Characiformes, Acestrorhamphidae.
UUGGGUUUAUAGAGAUAUGGUACAGUAUAGGUUGGGUAUAUAGAGAUAUGGUACAGUAUAGGUUGGGUAUAUAGAGAUAUGGUACAGUAUAGGUUGGGUAUAUAGAGAUAUGGUACAGUAUAGGUUGGGUAUAUAGAGAUAUGGUACAGUAUAGGUUGGGUAUAUAGAGAUAUGGUACAGUAUAGGUUGGGUAUAUAGAGAUAUGGUACAGUAUAGGUUGGGUAUAUAGAGAUAUGGUACAGUAUAGGUUGGGUAUAUAGGGAUGUGGCACAUUAUCUGCUGGGUAUUCAGGGCUGUGUGGCUAAUAUCUAAUCACUAAUCACUUGUUACGGGUUUAGUUCUCCCAACACGAGUGGAAAAACUCAUCAAUAGGCUUUUUUAGCACCUGGGCUUCACACUAACCACACGCUGCUAACCUUUCAUUAACCACCAUCACCUAACACUGGGUUUGUUUUUGAAUGAUUGAUUUCAUAUUAAUUUUGUCCACUAAAUAUUUCAGUUUCCUUUUCUGUCUCACAUCAUCUUGUGUUGUUUUUCCUUUGUUUGUGAUUAUGCAUCAUUUUGAUCUCUCAAUGUCCCUCUUCCACCACCACCACUCCUCCUCCUCCUCCUGCUCACCCACUGCACCCCAUCCUGUCUCCCAUCCUGUCUCCAAUCAACCGCGUUGUACUCAGGCUGGUCACAGAUUGGUCCUGGUAUUAGGUGAUCUGCACAUUCCACACCGAUGCAACACUUUACCAGCCAAGUUCAAGAAGCUGCUGGUUCCAGGCAAGAUCCAGCACAUCCUCUGCACUGGAAACCUCUGCACCAAGGAGAGCUACGACUACCUGAAGACGCUGGCUGGAGACGUGCACAUCGUCAGAGGAGACUUCGAUGAGAACCUGAACUACCCGGAGCAGAAGGUGGUGACUGUGGGACAGUUUAAGAUCGGGCUGAUCCACGGGCACCAGGUGAUCCCCUGGGGGGACAUGGCCAGUCUCGCUCUGCUCCAGAGACAGCUGGACGUGGACAUCCUCAUCUCCGGCCACACGCACAAGUUCGAGGCUUUUGAGAACGAGAACAAAUUCUACAUUAACCCCGGCUCAGCUACGGGAGCCUAUAAUGCACUGGAGAGCAACAUCAUCCCAUCCUUCGUUUUGAUGGACAUCCAAGCGUCCACAGUCGUCACGUACGUGUACCAGCUCAUCGGCGACGAUGUGAAAGUUGAGAGAAUCGAAUACAAGAAGUCAUAAAGACGGUGAAGAAAGUCUGUUGCCUUCUUCCAGGAUGUGUUUCGUCUCAUUCCUCCUCGACCACAGCCCGGAACAUACGCCCAACGCAGACGCCGUACCACCAUAACGCGCUCUGCUCUUUUAAUGAAGUGUAUCAUACUGUUAAUAUGUCAUCAGCAUUUGCUUGUGUUCUCUGUAUCAGCAGGUAGUCGUCUAGACGCAAUAACGUCGUUAUUAUUUGCCUCACUUUAGGGACUAAAUUCCUGUGCCACAUUUUUAUGUUAAUAAUGUUAUAUGUCAUAUUGAUUUAGCAAGGCCUGUUCUGUCGGUCCCAGGGCCCUUAUUCAAACUAUGUGAAAUAUUUCAUACAAUAAAUUCACACGGCACAAAAAUCA